AGUCAGUGAAUCAGUGAUCACGAUUGGGGCUCUAGGUUUUUUUCAGUUUGUAGACAGGGUUGCGAUACCAGAAAGCAGCCAUGACUGACUAUGUGCAGGAGCAGGAAAUGGAAAUUGAAGCAUUACAAGCCAUACUUAUGGAUGAUUUCAAAGAAAUUGACCCUAGUGAGAGUGGGCUAAACACUUCCAAUCGAUGCUUUCAAAUCACAUUGUCUCCACAGGAGGAUGAGGCAGAUGAGGCAACCACCAUUCCAGUUCAGCUAGCUUUGAUUUUCUCUCACACAGAAAAAUAUCCAGAUGAACCGCCACAUCUGAAUUUGAAAAGUCUACGAGGAAUCCAAUAUGAAGAUCUACGGAAUUUGAAAGAAAAGCUUGAACAAGAGGCAUCUGAAAACCUUGGUAUGGCUAUGGUUUACACAUUGGUUACAUCAGCGCAGGAGUGGCUCUCUGAAAGAUUUGGUCAAGACGCCAAUGUUGAGAACUCCGAAGAAGAAGAAACAGAAAAAGAUGAUAUAAUUGUCCCCCAUGGGGAGCCAGUCACAGUUGAAACAUUUUUGGCAUGGAGAGAACGGUUUGAAGCAGAAUUGGCACUUGAGCGAGCCAAGCUAAUGCCCGAGUCUGCACUUACAGCUCCCAAGGAAAAGAAGCUCUCAGGCAGACAGUGGUUUGAAAGUGGAAGAGCUGUAGCGAAAGGUGCAGUGCCAGUUAAUGAAGAAUCUGAUGAGGAUGAUGAUGAAGACAUUGAUUUUGAUGACGAUGACUUUGAAGAUGAUGAAGAAGAUAUGCUUGAGCACUAUUUGGCUGAGAAGUCAGAUUCAUCCACUCAUUCUUCAAGGCGAGCCAAUUAAUCAAAAGAUUGUGCUGCAGUUUUGGACACAUUGGAUUUUAGUUAGGCUAAGUUGCUAUCUGGCAAGUUGGUUUGGUCUCCCAUCCACACUUAUUUGGCCUAUUUGGUAUACUUGAGGGGAAAAAGAAUGGAAACUUGGGUUUUUCAUUAUUACUGAUUAUGCUUUUCAUUCACUUCAGUUAAGUAGUGGGGAGAGAGUGAUUUAUAGAAGAAACAUCUUGGUUGUAAUUUGAGAACAUUGGAUUCGGUGUAGAGCAUUUUCUGUGAAGAACCUUAAGAUAUGUAAUGAAUUUCUUUGAUGAGGACAUUUCUUUGAA
Messenger RNA from Vitis riparia (riverbank grape), 1164 nucleotides. Its product is annotated as RWD domain-containing protein 1. Lineage: Eukaryota; Viridiplantae; Streptophyta; Magnoliopsida; Vitales; Vitaceae. Bases 81 to 848 code for a protein of 255 amino acids. The transcript is spliced from 11 exons. Gene Ontology annotation, biological process: cytoplasmic translation. The record is from RefSeq and is a predicted model, not a curated record. Gene Ontology annotation, molecular function: protein binding.